This is a messenger RNA of Haplochromis burtoni (Burton's mouthbrooder), 4107 nucleotides long. RefSeq lists its product as uncharacterized. The record is from RefSeq and is a predicted model, not a curated record. The transcript has 6 exons. NCBI's taxonomy places the organism in Eukaryota, Metazoa, Chordata, Actinopteri, Cichliformes, Cichlidae. Bases 295 to 3678 code for a protein of 1127 amino acids.
CUUGCGCAACAUCAGCACCAGUGACAAACUACAGCACAUCACACCACACGGUGCCAUGUCAUAGCAGCCCACCCCACGCAAGUCACAAGUACAAAUCGUCAAAUUUCACACAGGGUCCCCACUGUUACACAGAACAGCCUCGCUCUCCUCACUUUUGUUGUUAAAUCCACAAGCCUUGUGUGUGUGUGUGUGUGUGUAGCCUGUGUGUGCGUAAGCAGCAAGAGUAAACCCAGGAUUGUUGGGGGAUUACUUCCAUGUGAUUGGAGUCAUAAGGUUUUAUAAUUCGAUGAGAACAUGAAAGUCCCACAAGAUGAUGACAUCUCACAAACAGAGAGGGAGCUCACGUCACCACCCUCCCCAAAACGAUCCAGACCUGAGUGUAGAGUGAUGAAUGACCACAGUGGGUUAAGCAAGUUCGACUUUCCAGAGCUUUUGACAUUUAGGAAAACUAAUCAUUCCCCAUCAUCAGCAAGUACCCUGCAGAAAACCGAAGGCCCGAUUAGCACAUUUGAAUGUUUGGAAGAUGAGAAAUCUCAGGAGCGACCACAAGACACUAAGUCUGACGUCAGUCCUAAUACUGAGGUGACUUCAUACAAUAAGAGUACACACGUGGAAUCAUCUAGAGUGUGUUUUGUUCCCACUGAGGGCUACCUACUCCUGGGGAAAGAGGAGCAGCUUCCAGUUACUGAAACAGACAAACUCAGCUUUUACCAGUCAGAUGAUACAGAUGGUUCAUUAGGAGAGUCUGCCACCAUAGCCAGUACUAACACAUCCAGUCAUUCUGAUGGCAGGCUACCAGGGACAUCCCUUAAAGAUCAAACCCCUGGUGGUUGCAGUCCUUCCACUGGAAAUGAAAAAUAUGGGAGACAGGUACAAAAAAAUGUCAAUGAAAUGCAUACGAGAAAUGAAGAGGUCAGAUGUCAGCCUAAUUGUACUAAUAAAGAGUCAGUCUGUGACGUAGGUUACUGUAGCACAAGGAACCAAUUUGCUGAAGUUGUAGAGACGACUCAGAAGAGGACUGAACCUGAGUUUAAUGAGUAUAUUGUUUUCACUAAGGAAGAGAGUGAGAGUAAGAGAUCUUCCAGUGAUUAUGCAGAUUCUAAACCACUCUGUUCAGACCCUGUAGAAGAGCCCUCUGGGAACUUGGUAGAAGCUGGGAAAAAGGAAAAAAAUGAUUCAGGAUUACAGUUCUGUGAGAAAGAAAAUGUUUCUGUCUGUGAUGGGAAAACAGAAGGCCAAGUUAAUAAGAAAGCCCUCAUCCUUUUUGCUGCUGUAUGCGGUGAAGGAUCAAUUCUUUCUCAUGAUGUGAUGUUAGAAAGAAAUCCUGCAAAUGAGAGCCCGAAUCUCGAUGUUGAUGACCUCUGUGGGGAAAAAAGAGCGGAUGGUGCUUGCAAGAUAAUAGCCAAAGCUCAGAGUGAAACAGCUGAUCACACAACAGUGACUACGUUGCCGGCUAGAAUCAGUCAAGAGCCGGCUGAAGGAGAUAAUGAUGAAGGCCCUUUCCAUGUAAUUGACCCUGCGAUCUGUAGUGAAACUGACAGGGAAGCUGAAGAAAACUGCUGUAACUCAGCAAGCGCUGCAGGUCCCAAAUUAUCUCCAUCAGUAGAAGUCGACAAGAUGGAAAUGCCUCUUCCACUCCAUUCCCACAUGAGGACAUCAGAAAAGGUUUCAUGUCCCGACCGGACAGAGUGCUUUAAUAAUGAAAGCAGGACAUGGCAUCAGGAAGGUGCAAACGAUGACUUCUGUCAGGCAGGACUACAGUCUUCUUCCGUCACCACCAAUGAAACGCACAAGACUUUCACUGAAUGUGACUGUCAAUGGAAAUCCAGGUUCAGCAGGAGCCCUACAAAGCCUCUCCCUCCUGGGGAUCAUGCAAUACAAGGAAGCCACGGUUCCAUGGGACAUGAGUUCAAAGAGCAGAGUCGCUCCAGCUGUUUUUCUGUCAGGCUUGACCCCCUGGAGACGUCGGAAGUCGAACAUUCACAGAGAGAAAUUGACAGCGUGGACAUGACAGCUGUGAUAAAAGAAAGCAAAGAAAUCUGUUUUGUGAAAGAAUUGGAGAUGAAUGACUAUAUGAACCCGAAGAGGACAGUGGAGUUGGAGGAAAAACCGCUACUGCAGAAUGGACAGCACAAGGAUAACACAACUGAACUUCUUACUUGUGAUUGCAAGGCUGAAUGCAGCGAGGGUGAAGCACAUGAAUGGGACAGUGAAUUAAAGCUCACUGAAACCGAACAAAGAAGCAAGCUCGAGCGUUUGUCUGACCAACCAUUCAGUGCUGAUAUUUCCAUGACAGAAGUGGGAGAAGAGGAAAGAAAAGAAGUGACAGAAGUUGGAGACGAAAUGAAAACUGAUGGGCCUGAAAACUCAGCAACACUGGUGCAAUCUGAGGAUUAUGUUCAGCAGCAAAAUGACCACAAAGCAGACGUGACUCAACUGUCAUCUGGUGAUGGCGCUGAUGAAUGGACAGAGUGGAGCACAUUGCCCUUGGGAAGCGAAGAUGGACAAGAACACAAGCUUAGUUGUGUCUCUGAUUGCCAAGACAAAGCUGAAAAUAAAGCUGACUUUUCAGCCUUCAGUUUUUCUUCAACAAGCGAUGCAGUCGUACCGUGUCAGGGCAAUUUAAGCCAUUCACAGAAGGCUCACAGUAAUCCCACUUCCAUAAACUGCAUUGACAGAUUUUCCCCAUUGCCAUCUGCUCUCUGUAACCUAGUGCCGGAGGGGUUUGACACUUUCGAAAAGAUCCAACUCUCACUAGAUGAUGAUGACGCCACUGGAGUGGGCAACAUCCCUGUCCUCGUCAGCUCGCCUGGGCAGCUGCUAUACCACUUUAUGUCAGUGGCAGAAAGCAACAUGCGUGAGAGGAUACCAGAAGAGGAGGAGUGUAUCACUGAGAACAUGGCAAACAGGCUUCUUAGCAGUGAUUCUGCCUGUAAUGAACUCCCAAACUUCAUCUUAGGAGCAGAUGCCAUUGCUCUCGAAUGGCCCGAGCGAGAGCCUAACUGUGAAUCGGUCCGUGAUUCCUCUGAGCACAUUCAGGAUGAAUUAAACCCAGAGUUAAUGUCCCCUACUGUUUCCGCUGAGAGUGACAGCCCUGCCUCUGGUGUGAACAGCUGUGCUGAGUUUGAAAUGAAAAACCAGUUCGACUCGGUCUUGAAAGAGCUGAAUUUGUUUUUUGAGAUCAGUAGAAAUGACUUUGAAAGCGACUGCAAAGCAAACUUCAUCUCGCCUGAGCAGUGCACUGACAGAACUAAAGUCUUGGAAGGCAGCGCUUCAGAACGGACAGAGCGUCUCACCAGUCCAGACGUGGGACGCCACAGAGGCGCUGCAUCAGAUGAUGUUGCCGAGGACCACAGCCUGGACAUGUGUGAAGGUGAUCCGGUGGUUUCUCGGACUGCUGUCAGUAGUGACGGAGAGCAGGAAGUGCCUCUUAGCGGACACCUGUGCCGGGAAGCUCCUGUUGCAGAGAAACACAGAGAGCCCCGGGAGAUGGAGCACAAACAGGAAGUGUGGUCUCCAUCCUUUAUGUGUUUGACUCUCAUGGAACAACUGAGCCACAGAGCUCCUGAGCAGCCCAGGAGACUACAGCCGCUGAAAACAUGUGCACGGCCGAUCCGGGUUGGACUUUCAAAGAGAGCCAAGACCAAACACCUGCACCGGCCCCGCCCCUACAAGUGAGCGUUGGACAUGAGGUUGGGUGAAGUGUGCGAGUGUAAACAACCUCGUGUGAAGCUUUGUGAUGCAGUGUUCACGACCUCGAGGGUUAUUAUCGGAUUUACAGCGUUCCUGUUAUCUUUUCCUGAGUUGUUGAGGUUUCCGUACAUUUUAGUUCCCCCGUUAUCCAAAGAUGUUUGGGUCCAUAAAAUAUCCUGACAAGGAUUCGUUCUUAGUAUUUCUCCACAUUGUCCAAGCCGGAAAAAUAUUCAGGUUUUUAAUGGCAAAACAUUUAGAUCUUUAUGUAUUUAUUAACUUAUUGAUAUACUGUAUUUAUCUGCUUCUUUCUAGCUGUAUGGGUGUGGUGUGUUAUCUUUGCAUUCUGCUGUUACUGUUCUCCUGUUAGCUGGAGUUCAGUACUGAAACUGCUUUAUUUAUUCAAAUAUGUUUCUG